This is a messenger RNA of Epithele typhae, 684 nucleotides long. Its product is annotated as superoxide dismutase mitochondrial. Lineage: Eukaryota; Fungi; Basidiomycota; Agaricomycetes; Polyporales; Epitheliaceae. Gene Ontology annotation, biological process: superoxide metabolic process. The transcript has 4 exons. Gene Ontology annotation, molecular function: superoxide dismutase activity; metal ion binding. The record is from RefSeq and is a predicted model, not a curated record. The coding region runs from base 1 to 684 and encodes 227 amino acids. Gene Ontology annotation, cellular component: mitochondrion.
AUGUCCGUCCUCACCGCCCUCGCCCGCACCGCUGCCCGCACCGCUCGCCCCGCCACGCGCGCCCCCGCUGCGGCCCUCUCUCUCGCCGCGCGCAGUGUGCACACCCUCCCCCAGCUCGACUACUCCUAUGACGCCCUCGAGCCGCACAUCGCGGCGAAGAUCAUGGAGCUCCACCACUCGAAGCACCACCAGGCGUACGUCAGCGGGCUGAACGCGGCCGAGGAGUCGUACGCGACGGCGCCAUCGCCGAAGGAGCAGAUCCGGCUCCAGGCCGCGCUCAAGUUCAACGGCGGCGGGCACAUCAACCACUCGCUCUUCUGGAAGAACCUCGCGCCCGCGGGCAUGGGCGGGGGCCAGCUCGCGGACGGCCCGCUCAAGGCGGCGCUCGAGGCGGACUUUGGGAGCGUCGAGGCGUUCAAGAAGAAGAUGAACACCGUCACCGCCGGCAUCCAGGGCUCCGGCUGGGGCUGGCUCGGCUACAACCCCGAGACGAAGAAGCUCGAGAUCGUCACCACCGCGAACCAGGACCCGCUCCUCACCCACGUCCCUAUCAUCGGCAUUGACAUCUGGGAGCAUGCGUUCUACCUCCAGUACCAUAACGUCAAGGCGGAUUACCUCACCGCCAUCUGGAACGUUGUCAACUUCAAGGAGGCCGAGCGUCGCUUCGUUGAGGCGUCAAAGUAG